ACUGUUGAAUCCCGCGACAUGCCACCGCGCUACGGUGCUCACGAACGGAUGAUAAAUCACGCUCGAUCAUGCUCCUUUGAAUAAACAAUGUACGCGGAGUUCAUCGUACUGCCGAACGGAAACGCGUUUCCCGGAGGAAAACCUAAUUGUCAUAAAAGAAUUCUCAAAGUAGAGAUAUGUGAUCCAUGCUCGCCUACGCUUUCAGGAGAUAGACAGAGUGCGCCGACAGACUUUCUCGUGAAAGUCUCCCGUUGACAUUUACGCAUUGAUUCCGACUCACAUUAUCAAUCACAUCGAGCAGGAACAUCGGCACUCCUGCAAAUUUCGGUACCAAAUUGUUUGCCCGUAGUCACGUUUGUCAAUGCUUAUCUGUGACUCCGAUUAGGCAGUAAAAGUGUUUAUGUCUAUGUCAUGUCGUAUAUUCUCCCUCCAAUCGCUCGUUGAAGGAGCGGAAAUUAAAAAUAUACGAUAUACGUGUCUCGUGUCUCAUUAGUGAUGUUCGAGGAUAAAACUUUGCUUCUCUUAUCAGCGCGCCGAUGUAACCAACGAUUAAUUCUCAUUUGGCGACAGAUAGCUUGUUGACUAUCGACAAGAUUCUUCGAGCAUAAUUGAUAUUUUUGCUAGAGUGAACACAUUAGAGAACAUUGUCUCAUGAAAAUGGGGCAAACAACAGGAGAAGAGAAUAGUAGUGACAAAUCGAUUGAAAAUAAUAAGCAACAUAAUCAAAAGGAAAAAUCUUCAGAAUCUGAGAAACAAAGACAAUCUUUACUACCAAGCGCAAGUUGUAGUACAGCAAGACAAGCUAGAGAGUAUAUUCCAAGGUCUGGAAUAAAAAAAUAUAAUAAUGCUUUGGGUAAUUUAAUACCAAUACGACUCCAAACCCAACAGAAAGAAGAUGCACCGGCGGAUAAAGCUGGAUUAUUUUCUUACGUAUAUAUAACAUGGAUGACACAUUACUUAUGGAAAGCUUACAAAAAAGGACUCACGAUCAAAGAUUUGCCGAGUAUUUCGGUGUAUGACUCCUGCGAAUACAACGCACUUAGGCUAGACGUACUGUGGCAACAGGAGUUAAGUAAAAAUGGCCCCAAUGCAGCUUCGUUUAGCACUGUAGCAUGGAGAUUUGUACGCACAAGAGUUUAUAUAUCAUGCAUUUUGCUAGCUAGUUCUCUUAUUUUUGGAUUUAUAAGUCCUACAAUAUUAAUGAGAAAAAUACUGGAGCACAUGGAGUCUCCAGAGGAGAAUUUUUGGGAUGGUAUUAAAUGGGUUGUACUGCUAGCACUAUGCGAUUCUUUGCGCGCAUUCUUUUUUACUUGGACGUGGAAUAUGAACUACAAGACUGGAUUACGAUUGAAGUCAGCUUGCACGACUCUGUUGUACAAGAAGAUUAUCAGACUAAAUAGUCUUGGCGAUAAAAAUACAGGAGAAGUGAUUAACUUAUUCUGUAAUGACAGUCAAAGGCUGUUCGAUGUAAUCAUUUAUGGGCCGAUGAUUAUCAGUGGACCAAUAGUCAUAAGCUGCGGCGUGAUUUAUAUACUCUGGUUGUUCAAUCCCAUUUCUCUGCUAGGAAUGGUAGCUUUUCUUUCGUUUUACCCGUGUCAAUUUUUAAUCUCACGUGCGACUGGUUACUUCCGUAAGAAGUCGAUAGAUAUCACGGAUUCUCGGGUACGUCUUAUGAGUGAGAUUUUGGAGAGCAUAAAAUUAAUUAAGAUGUAUGCCUGGGAAAAAUACUUUAGUCAAAAACUUCUCGCUAUACGCAAGAAAGAAGAACGUUGGCUUCACAAGACUGCAUAUUUUCAAAGUCUUAGCAUUUCUCUAACGCCCGCUAUACCUGUGAUAUCCGCAAUCAUCACGUUUUUGACACAUGUUGCCUCAGGCAAUGGAUUAACCGCUGCACAGGCUUUUCCAAUGACCACAUUAUUUGGAAAUUUGCUUAGGCUGGCGUUCACGUCACUUAGGGAUACCAUGCGAUAUUUUAUCGCCGCUCUUCUAUCUCUUAGAAGAUUUAAGGUCUUUCCCUUCGUAUCGGUGCUCAAUGCUCAAAUUCGUACCUCUUUCAUGUUUUUGCAAGUGGCCUUAGUUAAUAUUACCACAGCAAAGAUAACUUUUGGCAGAAUAAAGAGCGUAUUAUUGCUGGAUGAGGGCAAUUGCCAAGCGUCGAAACCAAUCGUGAGGUCGCAAGCGGUGGCUAUCGCUAACGGCACCUUUGUUUGCGACAGUGUGAAGCUUCAAACAGACAAGCCGAUCAGUAGUAAAAAGAAAAAAACACCACUCUCGAGCAAUCCGACAGAACUGGAAAGCCUUAAUCAACCAGCGCAGGAAGCCAAAUAUGUUGAGGUUCUCAGCGAUGUUCAUUUUGGAGCACCUAAAGGAAAACUGGUCGGCAUCUGCGGUCACGUAGGCAGCGGCAAGUCCAGUCUCCUACUGGCCGCCCUGGGACAGUUGAGAAUGACGAAAGGCCAUAUCUUGAGAGAGGGCUCCUGCGCCUACGUCAGUCAGCAAGCAUGGGUCAUGAAUGGAACCUUCAAAGAGAAUAUUCUGUUCGGCGAAGAGUUUGAUGCCAAGCGCUACUAUCACACGAUCACAAUUUGCAAUUUGAAGGACGAUCUGAAUAUGCUGCCAGGAGGUGAUGAGACUGAAAUCGGUGAAAGAGGAGUCAAUCUGUCCGGAGGGCAGAGGCAGAGGGUCGCGCUCGCGCGAGCGUAUUACGCCAAUCGGGAUAUUUAUUUUCUCGAUGAUCCUUUAAGCGCAGUCGACGCAUACGUUGGUUCAUACAUAUUUGAAAAGUUGAUCAUCGAAGCUCUUAGAAAUAAAUCUAUUCUCUUUGUCACACAUCACAUUCAAUUCCUAAAACGUUGCGACGAAAUCUACAUGAUGGCUAAGGGCAAGAUCGUGGAGCACGGGACUCAUGAGGAACUCAUGCGGCUCGACAGGGAAUAUGCAUCAAUGGUGAAGAGCGGAAUUGUUGCAGCUGAAGAUAAUUUGUUAACAGGAAAAUCUGCAGGAACGACGCAGGGAAGUAUUCUCAAUGAUGAUGAUAAUUCAGACUCUCAGAAGGCCGUGACAGAGUUCGGAAGCAAAGAGAAUCACACAAAAGAAAAGUUAUACAAAGGCAAGACUUUAACCGUAGAAGAGAAAGCUGAAAAAGGUGCCGUCAAGUCGUAUACUUAUCACAUAUAUAUACAAGCCACAGGUGGUUAUGUCGUCGCGAUUCUUGUAUUCUUGACGUUCUUCUUAAACGUGGGUAGUUCAGCAUUUAGCACUUGGUGGCUUGCUGUGUGGAUCAAAGCUGGUGGCGGUAACACGACCAUACCUGAAAGCAAUAAAAUUAUAUAUUCGGAGAACAUAAACGCCAAUCCAGACUUCUUAUAUUAUCAAAAUAUAUAUGCAGCGUGCAUUGGUGGCAUAUUAUUGACGAGUUUAAUUCGUGGCUUCGUAAUUAUGUUUGCAACGAUAAAAGCCUCGACCACGUUGCAUAAUAUGUUUUUUUACAAGUUAAUCGGUGCUCCGUUAAAGUUCUUCGAGACUACCCCGAGUGGUAGGAUCCAAAAUGUAUUCAGUCGAGACAUGGACGAAAUUGAUAAUUAUUUACCUAUAUCGAUAGAGAACAUGGUGCAAAACAUUUUUACUUGUAGUUUUGCUAUAUUUUUUAUUUGCGGCGUAUUACCCUGGUUUUUUUUCCCGUUACUCAUUUUCGGUGGACUGUUCUUUUUCGUUAGUAAAUUAUUUAGGGUAGGCAUGAGGGACCUGAAAAGAAUGGAAAACGUCUCGCGGUCUCCCGUUUUAAGUUUCGUUACCACGACGAUCCAAGGCUUGAACACAAUUCACGCGUUUCAAAAGGAAAAGAAUUUCGUGCACAAAUUCGAAGAGUUAUUUAACACGAAUAAUUUAUGUCAGUAUCUCUGCCAAGCCGCGAUGAGAUGGUCCGCAGUAAGAUUGGACAGCUUGGUAAUUGCUUCGUCUUUUAUAACCGCGUUACUCGUGAUCUGCCUUAAGAAUGAACUGUCACCAGCUUUCGCCGGACUGGCCAUGGCGUACUCGACGCAGAUGACCGGUGUUUUUCAAUAUACCGUCAGAUUGAUGUCUGAGACGGAAAUGCGCUUUAUAAGCGUGGAAAGGAUUAGCUACUACCUUAAAACUUUGCAAAGAGAAGGUGCGAGUAAGACAGCUGAUGUUAAACCAGCGGACAAUUGGCCUUCACAUGGAAAGAUAGAAUUCAAGUCAGUUCAGAUGAGAUACAGAGAAGAAUUGCCGCUCGUGUUGGUCGGUGUCUCUUUUAGCAUUAAAGCCGGAGAGAAAAUAGGUAUUGUGGGUCGUACCGGAUCCGGCAAAAGCUCCUUGGCUGUGGCUCUAUUCCGGCUAGUAGAAAUUUGCGAAGGCAUCAUUAAAAUCGAUGGUAUCAAUAUUUCGAAAUUAGAAUUGGACGUAUUAAGAAGUAAGCUUUCGAUCAUCCCUCAGGAUCCAAUUUUAUUCAGCGGAACUAUAAGAUCCAAUCUAGAUCCUUUCCAACAACAUACCGAUUCGGACAUUUGGAACACUCUCGAGAAGACUCGAAUGAAAGAUAAGGUGUCUCUUAUGACAGGAAACCUUGAUGCUUCCGUUGGAUUUGGUGGAAAUAAUUUAAGUGUUGGCGAGAGACAACUUCUUUGCUUAUCAAGAGCUUUAUUGCAUAGUACUAAGAUAUUGUUGCUGGACGAAGCCACGGCAGCCGUUGAUCCCGAGACAGAAGCGGCGGUACAGAAUACUCUGCAGAAUGAGUUCGCGGAUUGUACUAUACUUACGAUUGCUCAUCGAUUACAAACAGUAGUCGCGUCUGAUCGCAUUCUCGUCAUGAGUAACGGCCUCAAGAUUGCGAACAUAAUCCCUAUUAUGAUGUUGGGGCGGAAGCAGAGCCUCAAAGGGGAACCCGUUCUGGCCGACUAUGGCCCGGAGGAGUCCCUCAAUGAGAGCGCUGACAUAGAGUGGGUCAACAAGCUGUGGGUGAGGAGGCUGAUGCGGUUCUGUGCUCUGGUCUCACUGGCUUCGGUUUGUUUAAACACCCCGAAGACCUUCGACAAGAUACCGUCUCUGCAAUAUGUUACUUUCAUUUGCGAUCUAUUAGUCACGUUUUUGUUCACCGCUGAGAUGAUCGCCAAGAUGUAUAUACGUGGAAUACUAAAGAGGGAUAAGUCUUACCUGAAGGAUCAUUGGUGCCAAUUCGACGCGAGUAUGGUGAUCUUCCUCUGGCUGUCUGUGAUUCUUCAGAUGUUUGAAAUGUUGGGUUUUCUCGUAAAAUUCAGUUACGCCUCGAUUAUGCGAGCACCACGACCACUGAUCAUGAUACGCUUCCUACGAGUCUUCCUCAAAUUCUCAAUGCCCAAGAACAGAAUCAAUCAGAUCUUUAAACGCUCGAGCCAGCAAAUCUACAACGUAACGCUGUUCUUCCUGUUCUUUAUGUCUCUUUACGGCUUUCUGGGUGUGCAAUUUUUCGGCGAGCUGAAGAAUCAUUGUGUACUAAAUACCACCGAUCCGAGUUACAUUACGAUCAACAGUCUAGCUAUUCCCGACACAUUUUGUUCCACUGAUCCGGAAUCUGGAUAUCAAUGUCCCGAAGGGAUGAUCUGCAUGAAGCUGGAGUUAACCAAGUAUAUUAUAGGCUUCAAUGGAUUUGACGAGUUUGCCACCAGUAUAUUCACCGUGUAUCAAGCAGCCUCUCAAGAGGGCUGGGUCUUCAUUAUGUAUCGAGCGAUAGAUAGUCUGCCAGCGUGGCGCGCGGUUCUCUACUUCAGCACGAUGAUAUUUUUCCUGGCUUGGUUGGUGAAAAACGUCUUUAUCGCCGUCAUCACAGAAACCUUCAACGAAAUCCGUGUGCAAUUCCAGCAAAUGUGGGGCGUUAGAGGUCAAAUCAGCAACAGCUCGGCGUCGCAAAUAUUAACCGGUGACGAUAAUGGUUGGAAGCUAGUUACAUUAGACGAGAACAAGCACGGUAGUUUAGCCUCGCCAUACUGUCACGCUAUCCUCAGAUCACCGCACUUUCGCAUGGUGGUGAUGUGCGCGAUCUUGGCGAACGGUAUCACUACCGCGACGAUGAGCUUCAAGCAUGACGAGCAACCGAGGCAUACGUACUACGGCAAUUAUUACUACGCUGAAAUCGCCUUCACGAUAUUUCUCGAUCUCGAGACUCUCUUCAAGAUAUGGUGCUUGGGCUUUCGGAGUUACUUUAAGCAUUCGAUACACAAGUUCGAAUUGCUGCUUGCCGUUGGCACGACUAUACACAUUCUUCCGUUCUGCUAUCUCUCUGGAUUCACUUACUUUCAGGUUCUCCGAGUAGUCCGACUUAUCAAAGCAUCGCCGAUGUUGGAGGACUUCGUUUACAAGAUCUUCGGUCCCGGAAAGAAGCUCGGUAGUCUUAUUAUUUUUACCAUGUGCCUACUGGUAAUAUCGUCCAGCAUCUCUAUGCAGCUUUUUUGUUUCCUCUGUGACUUCACCAAGUUCGAGACUUUUCCCGAAGCAUUCAUGUCGAUGUUCCAAAUUCUCACGCAAGAAGCCUGGGUGGACGUCAUGGACGAGACUAUGCUUCGAACUCAUGAGACGAUGGCACCUUUCGUCGCGGUAUACUUCAUUUUGUACCAUCUUUUCGUCACACUGAUUGUAUUGAGUCUUUUCGUUGCCGUAAUCUUGGAUAAUCUUGAAUUAGACGAAGACAUUAAGAAGCUGAAGCAACUGAAGUUUCGCGAACAGAGCGCAGAGAUAAAGGAGAGCUUGCCGUUCAGAUUGAGAAUUUUCGAAAAAUUUCCAGACAGCCCGCAGAUGACAUGUCUUCACAAAGUGCCGUCAGAUUUCAAUUUGCCGAAGGUGCGCGAGAGUUUUAUGCGACAAUUCGUACUUGAAGUGGAGGACGAGGAGAACGAAGGCGCUAAGAGGACCAACGAAACUUUUGACUCGAAAAUGUUAUACAGAAAACAGCGACCAGUGAAAAUCUUGAACAAUCCGCCGAAAGUAAGAAGCGUUGUCACAAAUUUGAAAAAAGCGGCUGUUAUCUACAUCAUAAAUGAUUCCAACAAUCAGAGGCUUCUACUAGGAGAUUCCGCUAUGAUUCCUGUGCCAGGAAAAGGACUGCUGAAACCGCAGGGCACUGUCAGUAGCGCCAAGCAGCUUCGCAUCGAUCAAAAAAAAUCAAUCAGAAGAAGCGUCCGAAGUGGAUCGAUCAAACUCAAACAGACGUACGAGCAUCUCAUGGAGAAUGGUGACAUAGGCGGGAUAAAUAGAGUCAGUUCCUCGCGUAGCAGGCCACACGACUUAGAUAUCAAGCUAUUGCAGGCUAAGAGGCAACAGGCGGAAAUGCGAAGAAACCAACGUGAGGACGACUUGCGGGAAAACCAUCCGUUUUUCGACACGCCGUUGUUCGUGGUGCCGCGUGAGAGUAAAUUCCGCAAAAUUUGUCAGCUGCUCGUUUACGCGAGAUACGACGCGAGACUGAAGGAUCCUUUGACAGGCAAGGAGAGGAAAGUGCAAUACAAGAGUCUGCACAAUUUCCUCGGUUUGGUGACUUAUCUCGACUGGGUGAUGAUAUGCGCCACGACGUUGUCGUGCAUCUCAAUGAUGUUUGAAACGCCGCGAUAUCGCGUAAUGGAAGUGCCAGCGUUGCAGAUCGCAGAAUAUGGUUUCGUCAUCUUCAUGAGCAUCGAGCUGGCGCUUAAAAUAUUGGCGGACGGCUUGUUCUUUACACCCAAAGCUUACAUUAAGGAUGUUGCCUCAGUGUUGGAUGUUUUUAUUUAUAUUGUAAGCCUCGUGUUCUUAUGUUGGAUGCCGAAGAGCGUGCCACCGAAUUCUGGUGCGCAGCUACUAAUGAUAUUGCGAUGUGUCCGACCGUUGAGAAUUUUCACUCUUGUGCCGCAUAUGAGGAAAGUCGUUUACGAACUUUGCAGAGGAUUUAAGGAAAUCUUGCUGGUAUCGACACUAUUGAUCCUGCUGAUGUUCGUGUUCGCGAGUUACGGCGUGCAAUUGUACGGCGGCCGAUUAGCGAGAUGCAACGAUCCGACGAUCUUGAAGCGCGAGGAUUGUGUCGGUGUAUUCAUGAGGAGAGUAUUCGUGACGAAGAUGAAGUUGCGCCCAGGAAAGGAUGAGAGUUAUCCGUCCAUAUUGGUACCGCGUGUGUGGGCUAAUCCUAAAAGAUUUAACUUCGAUAAUAUUGGCGACGCGAUGAUGGCUCUGUUUGAAGUGCUUUCUUUCAAAGGUUGGCUCGACGUGCGGGACGUACUUAUCAAAGCUCUUGGUCCUGUUCACGCGAUUUAUAUACACAUUUAUAUUUUCCUGGGUUGUAUGAUCGGCUUGACCUUGUUCGUAGGCGUUGUUAUCGCGAAUUAUUCUGAAAACAAGGGCACUGCUUUGCUCACGGUUGAUCAGAGACGAUGGUGCGACUUGAAGAAGCGGCUGAAGAUCGCACAGCCGCUACACUUGCCGCCAAGACCGGAUGGCAAGAAGUUUCGGGCUUUCAUCUACGAUAUCACGCAGAACAUCUAUUUCAAACGAUUCAUCGCCGUCAUGGUUAUCACAAAUAGCGCUCUGCUGUGCGUCUCUUGGAGAAUCGAGGAAUCGCACACGGAACCACUGGCCACUUUCUCCAUGAUUCUGACACUGGUUUUCCUCGUGGAAGUAAUCAUGAAAAACAUUGCUUUUACACCACGUGGCUAUUGGCAAUCCAGAAGAAACAGAUAUGAUUUGCUUGUGACAGUCGUGGGCGUUAUUUGGAUCGUCGUACAUUGCACGAUGAAGAACGAUCUGUCCUACGUGAUCGGAUUUAUGGUUGUAAUACUUAGAUUCUUUACCAUCACCGGCAAGCAUACCACACUCAAAAUGCUGAUGCUUACGGUCGGAGUAUCCGUCUGCAAGAGCUUUUUCAUCAUAUUCGGCAUGUUCUUACUUGUGUUCUUCUACGCGUUAGCCGGCACCAUUAUCUUCGGCACCGUCAAGUACGGAGAAGGGAUCGGAAGGCGCGCUAAUUUCGGGUCACCGGUUACCGGCGUGGCGAUGCUCUUCCGAAUAGUAACAGGAGAGGAUUGGAACAAGAUCAUGCACGAUUGCAUGAUACAGCCGCCCUAUUGCACGCCGGCCGACAAUUACUGGGAAACGGACUGCGGCAAUUUUCACGCUUCUCUCAUUUACUUCUGUACAUUUUACGUUAUCAUCACUUACAUCGUCUUGAAUCUUUUAGUGGCUAUCAUUAUGGAGAACUUCUCUCUAUUCUAUUCGAAUGAAGAAGACGCGUUAUUAUCUUACGCCGACAUAAGGAACUUUCAGAACACGUGGAACGUUGUCGAUGAUCAUCAGAAAGGUGUUAUACCGGUGAAGAAGGUGAAGUACAUUCUGCGGUUAUUAAAGGGCAGAUUGGAGACUGAUCCGCAAAAGGAUCGCCUGCUCUUCAAGUACAUGUGCUACGAACUCGAACGGCUGCAUAACGGCGAAGACGUUACCUUCCACGAUGUCAUUAACAUGUUGUCGUACCGUUCAGUAGACAUAAGAAAGGCGCUUCAAUUGGAGGAGUUACUGGCGCGGGAGGAGUUCGAGUACAUAAUCGAGGAGGAAGUGGCCAAGCAAACCAUCAGAACGUGGCUACAGGGCUGUUUGAAGAAAAUUAGAGCGAAGCAGCAGAAUAGUCUUAUCGCUGGGCUUCGUGCUACGAAUAACGCGCUACCGCCACCUCAGGAUCAUAUCGAGGAAAAAGGCAAGGAAGUUAGCGUCGAUCGCGAAGAAGAGACUGAAACUAAGGAUGUCGAGGUGUCGAAGCACAGAGCGAAGAAACCAGUGGUGCUUCCACGAUCAGACAGCAUAGGAAGCGCAUCCGGAAGAAAGUAUUUAGCCCCGACUUUGUCGGAUCCCGCAUCCGUUCGAUCUGACAAAGAUAAGAUCGCCGUGGCAAAGAAGAGGAACAGCAGACCGCCGACGAUGGUGAAAAAUAAUUUACCACACCUGACGGAAAACACGGAGCAAAGCAGACAGCAGAGAGAGACGUUGAACAGUAAAGCACCCGCUCCUAAAGUCUCCAGCGUUAUGUUAGAGGUGCGAGAAUGGUGGAAGGAGCAAUUGGCUUACAGCAGUGAGUCCAGUGAGGACGAAGUCUAGAACUUCCGAGUCACUGAUGAAAAAUUAUCAAGCUAUACGAUUAUAAUCGCGCAACAAGUGGUAUGAAGCCAGGUUUCUCACUCGUAUAAAUCGUACGAAACGAAUUUUUAGCCUAAGAACCCCGUGCACUGAGUAGGGAGAAAAAAGAACGGAAGAGAUGAAUGUUGUAUGUGCCUAAUAAUUUGUAACUAUUCACUCGACGUCUAAUGAAGAACUUUAAUGCGUCGAGCUCCGCAGUUUUCAUUGCUGAUAGUUUCACGUUAAUAUAUGUAACAUACUUAUACGAUAGUAUGUUUCUGAGAAGCAGUGUGUACAAAAUGAAAUGACAGACCCGAAAAACAUCUGUUACAUGUUCGUGAAGCUCGACGUGUUAAAAGAAUGAUCUAUACAUUGCAGGAAAAAUAAUUAUUAAAACACACAUAUACACUUGCAACAUUUCAUAUUGAAUAUCAGAACGUUACUGUCAUCAAAUAAUAAAUUCGCCAGGAUGAAUGUGUUUGAGUAAUCGAGUAUCUAUUCCAUUUGACGACAUAUCGCUGGCGGGCAAUUUUCCAUUGUGCUACUGGUUCAUCAUAGUAUUUUAUUCGUGUUUGUUAAACAUCAACAGUUAUCUGUGACAUAGUUUUUUAUAUACAAUGCAAUAUAAAUUGUUGUGCAAACAAUAGAAUCAGCGAUAUCGUUAAUUGCAAUUUUAUAAGUGCAAUUGGCACAGGACGCGACUCAUCAUAAAUAUUUUUUUGCUGUGAAGAGUCCUGAUUCUAUCGAUGACGUCAUCAAGCGUUCAUCUUUUCUUCUAUAAGAAUACGUCCUGAUGGCCUGUACCAUAGACUUAUAUACAAUGUAAUUGAUUUGAUAUUGACAAUUGUAAAGUUUUAGCGCAUGAUCGUUAAUGUUACAUUAUCUCUGUUAUAACAAUUAGCAGUAAAUGUUGUUAUGGGUAUCGUUGUCGCUAUAUAUGGAAGAGGACUAUGCUGACAAAGCAACAUCGGCCAAUGAUAACUAUUUAACGAAUAAUUGCUUACUAAUAAUUUUCUAAAAUGAUUCCGAGAUAAAGAUAGCACUAACCGGGGUUAGUUGGCCGAGAUUGAUUUUCCAAAUGAAGUUGCAUGUGCGACUCAUACACGAAUAGCUUAUAUGAGACUAGUGAGAGAAUCGAAUGGAGUAUUUAUACGACUCUCGCAUAAACUUUUGUAAUAGAAUAUUGUGAUAACGUAAAAAUACGUCGUGAAUAUAUAUUGUUAAUGAGUCUUUAGCGGAACGCGAUCGAUGUUAGCGCAAAUAGUACAUACGCACACGUAUGAUGGAUUGAUAUAUUAUGUACUUGUAAAUUUCGCAGUGGGAAGGAUUUAGCCUUGUGAGUUGUAUCACUGUAUUGAAUGUUGAUGAUUGUUGCUAGU
Odontomachus brunneus is the source of this 11495-nucleotide messenger RNA. RefSeq names its product sodium leak channel non-selective protein-like (gene na). The record is from RefSeq and is a predicted model, not a curated record. NCBI's taxonomy places the organism in Eukaryota, Metazoa, Arthropoda, Insecta, Hymenoptera, Formicidae. Gene Ontology annotation, cellular component: membrane. Gene Ontology annotation, molecular function: monoatomic cation channel activity; ATP hydrolysis activity; ABC-type transporter activity. Gene Ontology annotation, biological process: monoatomic ion transport; transmembrane transport. The coding region runs from base 652 to 10098 and encodes 3148 amino acids. The transcript is spliced from 54 exons.